Oryza brachyantha (malo sina) is the source of this 1351-nucleotide messenger RNA. RefSeq names its product uroporphyrinogen-III synthase, chloroplastic. The coding region runs from base 1 to 963 and encodes 320 amino acids. Gene Ontology annotation, biological process: uroporphyrinogen III biosynthetic process. Gene Ontology annotation, cellular component: chloroplast. Gene Ontology annotation, molecular function: uroporphyrinogen-III synthase activity. The transcript has 11 exons. Lineage: Eukaryota; Viridiplantae; Streptophyta; Magnoliopsida; Poales; Poaceae. The record is from RefSeq and is a predicted model, not a curated record.
AUGGUCACUACAUGGUUGGCCAUCGUCUCCUCCACAAGCUCCCCUCGGCGUCGCCUCCGCCUCGCCAUGGCCGCGUCGUCGUCGCUCCUCCCCUUCCCCGCGCCUUCCGCCACCUUCCCCAGGGCCCGCCACGCCGCCGGAAGGGGCCGAGCCGGCGCCACUGGGAGGUUCAUGGCGUGCUCCUCGCCCCCUCCCGACGUCGUGGUCACGCGCGAGCGGGGGAAGAACGCCAAGCUCAUCGCGGCGCUGCAAAUACAUAAUAUACAAACUCUGGAGCUUCCUCUUAUUAGACAUGUUGAAGGACCUGAUACAGAUAGGCUUUCUGAUGUCCUGCGUGAUGAAAAGUUUGACUGGAUCACUAUAACAUCUCCUGAGGCAGCUGCUGUGUUCCUUGAGGGAUGGAAGGCUGCUGGAAAUCCUAAGGUACAAAUAGCAGUUGUUGGAUCAGGUACUGCAAGAGUUUUUGACGAAGUAAUGCAAUACAAUGAUGGAUCCCUUGAGGUUGCAUUUUCUCCUUCUAAAGCUAUGGGUAAAGUUUUGGCCUCAGAGCUUCCAAGGACCACGGAAACUACUUGUAAGGUGUUAUAUCCUGCAUCUGCGAAGGCUGGCAAUGAAAUUCAGAAUGGGCUAUCAGAUCGAGGGUUUGAGGUGACCAGACUGAACACAUACACAACCGUACCUGUACAAGAUGUUGAUCCUCUAAUUUUAAAGCCUGCUCUUUCAGCUCCAGUUGUUGCAGUAGCUUCUCCUUCUGCUCUCCGAGCUUGGCUAAAUCUCGUUUCACAAGUUGACAAUUGGGGCAACGCCAUUGCCUGCAUAGGCGAGACGACCGCCUCAGCAGCUAAGGAAUUUGGCCUGAAGAGCAUAUAUUAUCCUACCACCCCGGGAAUUGACGGGUGGGUUGAAAGCAUCCUUGAAGCUCUCAAAGCCCAUGGGCAAUCGAAAGAGGCCCCAGGGUGUUGAAGACGGGCAUGUACUUUGUACCAGAUGCUAGAGGUUGGUGACGUUUGUGGCGGCUGCAGAUUGAACACUGUUCAUCCUUGACUAAUCGAUGGCACACUUUUGUUUUGUUUUUAAUGUAAGCGAGGGCAGAAAGCAAACCGGCAACUACUGGAGAAUUACUUGUAAAUUGCGAGCCGUUUACUGUAGCUUCUGAACAAGUGAUGUACAGUACUAGUUUGGUAGGGUUACCCCAAAUUGUUCCAACUCUCAAAGUGUUGCUGAUUUAUAGUUUUCCAACCAUCUGCAAUCUUCUAUAGAUACUAUAGUAUUUCCUACCAAAUAUAUUCCUAGAAAAGCUGUGUGGCUCCUGUGCUGGGCGUGCUGAACCCAGAGGUGUUUCUCAUGUCAA